UGGAGGUCUUGGCUUCAAAUGCUAACUGGCAUGGAUACUACUUGUUCAGGACAUACACAUGUGGCAGAAGCACUGAAAGUACCGCUCCAUAUAUUUUUUACUAUGCCAUGGACGCCAACCAAUGACUUUCCACAUCCUUUAUCUCGUGUCAAACAACAAGCUGGGUAUAGGCUGUCAUACCAUAUUGUUGACUCAUUAAUAUGGCUUGGAAUACGAGACAUGAUAAAUGAAUUCCGGAAGAAAAAGCUGAAGUUAAGACCUGUCACAUAUUUAAGUGGUGCCCAAGGGUCUGCCUCUGAUGUGCCUUAUGGAUACAUUUGGAGUCCUCACCUUGUCCCCAAACCGAAAGACUGGGGGCCGAAGAUUGAUGUUGUUGGUUUUUGCUUCCUUGACCUUGCUUCAAAUUAUGUGCCUCCAGAAGCACUAGUGAAAUGGCUUGAAGCAGGUGACAAGCCUAUCUAUAUUGGAUUUGGUAGCCUUCCUGUUCAACAACCAGAGAAAAUGACACAAAUAAUUGUGGAGGCACUGAAAAGUACUGGACAGAGAGGCAUCAUUAACAAAGGGUGGGGUGGUCUUGGAAACUUGGCAGAGCCACCUGAUUUUGUGUAUCUACUGGACAACUGCCCUCAUGACUGGCUAUUUUUAAGGUGCAAAGCAGUGGUUCAUCAUGGGGGUGCAGGAACAACAGCUGCUGGCCUUAAAGCUGCGUGCCCAACCGCUGUUGUACCUUUCUUUGGCGACCAACCUUUCUGGGGAGAACGAGUGCAUGCUAGAGGAGUAGGUCCUGCUCCUAUACCAGUUGAUGAGUUCUCACUUGAGAAGCUGGUUGGUGCAAUAAAUUACAUGCUAGACCCCAAGGUGAAGCAGUCAGCUGUAGAACUGGCCAAGGCUAUGGAAACUGAGGAUGGAGUGACAGGAGCGGUAAAAGCCUUCUUUAAACAUCUUCCUCCCAGGAAGUCUGAACCAGAGCCAUCCCCAGCACCGCCGGGUUUCUUUGAACAAUAUGUUGGCUCUGUAAGAAGAUGUUUUGGGUGUUCUUGAAUUGCAAGUUUAUUAUGCUUUUGUCCCUUUAUGUAUUUGUAUUGUCUACAGCGUACUAAUCUUUGAUCAUGCUUUUGUCCCUUUAUGUAUUUGUAUUGACUACAGCGUACUAAUCUUUGAUCUCCCAAAAUUAGUUUUUCUUUUGAG
Messenger RNA from Telopea speciosissima, 1188 nucleotides. Its product is annotated as sterol 3-beta-glucosyltransferase UGT80A2-like. Bases 19 to 1041 code for a protein of 340 amino acids. The record is from RefSeq and is a predicted model, not a curated record. The transcript is spliced from 9 exons. Gene Ontology annotation, molecular function: UDP-glycosyltransferase activity. NCBI's taxonomy places the organism in Eukaryota, Viridiplantae, Streptophyta, Magnoliopsida, Proteales, Proteaceae.